Messenger RNA from Anoplophora glabripennis (Asian longhorned beetle), 746 nucleotides. RefSeq lists its product as uncharacterized. Gene Ontology annotation, molecular function: nucleic acid binding. The record is from RefSeq and is a predicted model, not a curated record. Lineage: Eukaryota; Metazoa; Arthropoda; Insecta; Coleoptera; Cerambycidae.
CUUAUCUUGCACUGUUUUUUAGUAAAAAAAUAAAGAACAACAUACUAACCCACAUUGAGCCAAACAGAAAGCAUGAUAUAAAGAUUACCUAGUAGGCUGUGGUUGUUGAUUACUGUUGUGAUUUAUUAAUUUUGACAGUUCAGUUCAUUCAACUCAAUUUUGAUACUUAAAAUACCUGUACAGUGUUAUUUGAUAAUGGUUGAGUUUACUAAUCAAGAGUUGGCAGACAUUCAUUACAUGUAUGGCUUGGCUGAUGGCAGAGCGCCAGAGGCUAAACGAUUAUAUCAAGAGCGUUUCCCGAAUAGAGUCACACCAGAUAGACGAACAUUCUCAAACAUACAUAGAACGUUGGCUGAAACAGGUACUUUUAAGCCAAAUAAUCAAUUAAAAGGUGCCCAUCGGACUACUAGAACUCCAGAAGUUGAAGAAGCAGUUUUAAAUUCAAUUGAUGAAAAUCCUAAUAUUAGCACUAGACAAAUUGGAAAUAACUUGAAUAUCUCGCACAUUCUAGUUUGGAGAAUUCUUCACGAUUUUCUGUUAUACCCGUAUCAUAUUCAACGGGUCCAAGCCUUACUUCCUCGAGAUUUUCCUUUGCGAAUCAACUUUUGUCAAUGGUUUUUGGAGAAAAUUGCGCAAAAUCCCUUGUUUGACUGUGAAAUAAUGUUUACAGACGAAGCUAACUUCUCUAGAAACGCUAUAAGAAAUUUCCAUAACAAUCAUGUUUGGGCCGAAGAAAACCCGCAUGC